Molecule: messenger RNA, 2720 nt
Organism: Salpingoeca rosetta
Lineage: Eukaryota; Choanoflagellata; Craspedida; Salpingoecidae
Product: NADH-ubiquinone oxidoreductase 75 kDa subunit
Exons: 13
Coding region: 161-2305 (714 amino acids)
Biological process (GO): ATP synthesis coupled electron transport
Cellular component (GO): membrane
Molecular function (GO): NADH dehydrogenase (ubiquinone) activity; iron-sulfur cluster binding
Source: RefSeq, a predicted model, not a curated record
CGCUUUUCCUCGGUUUUGUCUAAAGCAAAUUUGCCUUUCUUCAACCCUGAGCCCAAAGCUCAACCAACACACUCACCCACUGCGACCGAGCUGCAACCAACAAGAGGAGGAAGCACCACCAUCACAAUCACAAUCACCUCUGCCUCAUCUGCUCAACAGCAUGCUGCGCGUCGCGUCCUCGAGCUUGCGGCGGGCCUCCGUCGUGCGCCCACUGGUGGCUGCACGGAGCUACUCGGAGCCUGCCUCUGAUGGCCUGGUGGAGGUGUUUGUAGAUGACAUCCCGGUGCGCGUGGAGCCAGGCACCACCAUCCUCCAGGCGUGCGAGGAGGCUGGCAAGCAGAUCCCCCGCUUCUGCUACCACGAGCGCCUCUCCAUCGCUGGCAACUGCCGCAUGUGCCUCGUCGAGGUUGAGAAGUCACCAAAGCCAGUGGCUUCCUGCGCCAUGCCCGUCAUGCCUGGCAUGAAGGUGCGCACAGACAGCGAGCAGACAAAGAAGGCCAGGGAGGGCGUCAUGGAGUUCCUGCUUGUGAACCAUCCGCUGGACUGCCCCAUCUGCGACCAGGGUGGCGAGUGCGACCUCCAGGACCAGUCCAUGGCCUUUGGCAGCGACCGCAGCCGCUUCUACAUCGCCGACGGCAAGCGCGCCGUCGAGAACAAGAACAUCGGGCCCCUCAUCAAGACCAUCAUGAACCGCUGCAUCCACUGCACCCGCUGCGUGCGCUUUGGCAACGAGAUUGCCGGCGUGGACGAGCUCGGCACCACGGGCCGCGGUAACGACAUGCAGAUUGGCACAUACAUUGAGAAGAUGUUCAACUCGGAGCUCUCCGGCAACGUCAUUGACCUGUGCCCCGUGGGUGCGCUCACCUCCAAGCCCUACGCCUUCACCGCGCGCCCUUGGGAGCUGCGCCGCACAGAGUCAGUCGAUACCCUGGACGCCGUCGGCUCAAACAUUGUCGUCAACACCCGCGGUGGCGAGGUCAUGCGCAUCCUCCCACGCACCAACGACGAUGUAAACGAGGAGUGGAUCAACGAUAAGACCCGCUUUGCGUAUGACGGUCUCAAGCGCCAGCGCCUGACCACCCCUUACGUCAAGCAGAACGGCCGCCUGGCCGAGGCUGAUUGGAGCACGGCGCUUGCAACGGCGCUGGUCACGCUGUCCAACGCCAAGAGCCCGGCCGUUGUGGCCGGCAGCCAGGCCGACGCCGAGGCCCUCAUUGCCGCUAAGGACUUCCUCACCAGCAACUACGACGCCAACACUUUUGUGACCGAGCAGCGCAUUCCACAGACACAGGGCGGCUCUGACUUCCGCACCAACUACCUCUUCAACACGUCCAUUGCAGACAUUGAGGAGACAGACCUCCUGCUCCUUGUCGGCACCAACCCGCGCUUCGAGGGCUCCCUCAUCAACGCCCGCAUCCGCAAGGCAUGGAUGCAGAACGAGCUUGACGUUGCCAUGGUCGGCGACAAGGUCGACCUCACCUACGAAUACGACCACCUCGGCGAUACGGUUCAGACACUGCAGGACAUUGCCUCUGGCAAGCACGCGUUCAGCAAGCAGUGGAAGGCGGCCAAGCGUCCCAUGAUUGUUGUUGGGUCUGCUGCCCUUGAGGGCGAGCAUGGCGAUGCCCUCUUUGACCUCUCCUCCAAAAUCGCCCAGCAGAGCCAGGCGUUUGGCAGCGGCGAGUGGCGUGUGUUCAACGUUCUCCAGCGCUCUGCAGGUCAGGUUGCCGCCCUCGACCUCGGCUACACCUCCGCCUCCCUCAAGGAUGCCGAUGUUGUCUGGCUGAUGCACGCCGACCAGUUUGAUGAGAAGGAGCUCGAGGGCAAGACCGUCAUCUACCAAGGCUCCCACGGCGAUAAGGGUGCGCAGUUUGCUGACAUCAUCCUUCCUGGUGCCGCAUACACGGAGAAGGACGGCACCUUUGUUAACACUGAGGGCCGUGUGCAGACCACCCGCACCGCCGUCACCCCGCCCGGCGAUGCCCGCGUCGACUGGGAGAUUGUCCGCGCCCUUUCCUCGUUGACGGAGAAGCCACUUCCGUACGACACCCUCGGUGCUGUGCGCGCCCGCCUGGCACAAGUUGCCCCCCACUUUGCAAGCUAUGAUGUCCUCCAACCCGCCAACUUUGCCAAGAUUGCCGCCGCACACGCAGCAAACAAGCCAGCGCCGGCUGAUCUCCCUCUGGCAGUCCAGCAGAAGCAGCUCAAGGACUUUUACAUGACAGACCCCAUCUCCCGCUCAUCUCUGACGAUGGCCAAGUGCGUCAAGGCAACUCAGAGGGUCGACCCCGACAAGAACUUCUGAUGACGCUCGUAUUCACAUCAAGCUCGAAGCGUGACACGCCACCCAUCCACUGCCACCACCACGACGAGAACGAGAUGGGCGCAAGGAGUGGAGUGGAGGAUGAACAUCAAAGAUCAGAAUACAGAGACAGUGUGGUGGUGGUGGCGGCGGCGAUGAAGGAUUUCGUGGCUAUGACGAACCCGCACCAGGAGUACAAACGUGGCGUGAUGGUGUGUGUCUGUGUGUGUGUGUGUGUGUGUGCGUCUUGAGCAGUUAUCGACAUGAGAGAGAGUGUGUGUGUGUGUGUGUGUGUUUGAGUUAUGUGUUUUGUGCGUGUGUGCGUGCGUGUGCUCUUCCUUCGUUUUGGUGCUGCUCUUCAUAUCGUUGCAUCUUGUGUUGGGUUGCUGUAUCUUUGCAAUACAAGAUGAAGACGAGA